Eremothecium cymbalariae DBVPG#7215 is the source of this 1512-nucleotide messenger RNA. It is a transcript of the gene GIT1, whose product is annotated as Git1p. Bases 1 to 1512 code for a protein of 503 amino acids. Gene Ontology annotation, molecular function: carboxylic acid transmembrane transporter activity. The record is from RefSeq and is a predicted model, not a curated record. The transcript has a single exon. Gene Ontology annotation, cellular component: plasma membrane. Gene Ontology annotation, biological process: transmembrane transport; carboxylic acid transport. NCBI's taxonomy places the organism in Eukaryota, Fungi, Ascomycota, Saccharomycetes, Saccharomycetales, Saccharomycetaceae.
AUGAGUUCUACUUCUAAGGUUGCUGGUUCACCACAGUAUGCUAAAUACGAUGCAGAAGCUCGUAGACUGAGAGUGCAGAUUGCGGGAGACAAAAAAUGGCUGCAUAUGCUUAGCAUUUUAGCGGCAGGGUUUGCGCUUAUUUCAGAUGGUUAUCAGAAUAAUGUGAUGUCGAUGCUAAAUCGGGUUUUCCCUAAGCAGUAUGGGGAUCAUUACAAUUCAGAUGUGUCAACGCGGGUUUCCAAUGCGUCGUUGGUGGGUACAAUUUUUGGUCAGAUAUCGAUUGGUAUUGCGUGUGACUACAUGGGGCGUAAGUGGGCUAUUUUAGUGGCAACUCUGUUGCUAGUUAUUGGUUCUGUGAUGUGUUCGGUGUCGACCGGAAGCACUCCUACAGGGUUGUUUUGGAUGUUAACGGUGAUGCGAGGACUCGUGGGAUGGGGUAUUGGUGCAGAAUAUCCUUCUUCAUCUGUUUCUGCAAAUGAAGCUGCAAAUGAGUAUUCAGAAAAGCGUCGUGGUGGGAUUAUGGUUCUUGUCACGAACCUACCGCUCUCGCUUGGUGGUCCAUUUGCUACGGCUACCUUCUUGGUAGUUUAUUCAAUCUUAGGAUCAGGUCGACUAGAGGCAGUAUGGAGAACAAUGUUUGCGUUAGGAUGUGUGUGGCCGUUGUCGGUGUUUUAUUUCCGGUGGAAGAUGGCUAGCAAUGAAUUAUUUGAACGUGGGCGUAUGCGUAGCAAAGUGCCAUUUUGGUUAAUUACCAAGUAUUGCUGGCGCAGUAUGGUGGGUACGUGUGGCGCGUGGUUCAUGUAUGAUUUUGUCACAUUCCCUAAUGGGAUAUUUUCUGGGACGAUUAUUUCAUCUGUCAUUGGUGACUCGUCAAAUCUCACUAAGAUUGCAGAGUGGAAUUUGUUACUAGGCAUCAUUGCAGUACCCGGUGUGCUUUUAGGAGCAUACCUUUGUGAUCGUAUCGGGCGCAAAUACACGUUAAUGUUCGGAUUUACUGGAUAUAUUAUUUUUGGGCUAAUAAUUGGGUGUGGGUAUGACAAAUUAAAGAAUAUCACUCCGUUAUUUAUUGUGUUAUAUGCUUUGAUGCUCAGCUUGGCCAAUGCAGGGCCUGGUGAUAUGUUGGGAGUAGUCAGUUCCGAGAGCUUUCCUACGGCAGUUCGGGGCACUUGUUAUGGGUUGAGUGCGGCUGUGGGUAAGGCAGGCGCUGUGGCAGGAACAGGAUCAUUUCAGCCUAUUAGGGAUAGUUUAGGGGAAAGGUGGACAUUUGUAAUUGCUGCUGCAUGUGGUUUGCUGGGUAUAUUAGUAUCUUGGCUGUUUGUACCACAUUUGCGUGAGAGUGAUUUAAUGGAGAAUGAUGUCAAGUUUUAUAAUUAUUUGCUUGCUAAUGGUUGGACGGGAGACGUGAGGUAUGGAACAGAUGAAGAGGAGGGUGUUGAGUAUUACUCUGAGCGAGUUAGUGAAACAAGCCAGGAUAAAAAGCUUGGUACUGUUACUGUUAUUAAUAGAUCCUAG